GAGAGAAAAUGCUGAUCAUAUUUUAUAUACUCCUCGUACUCAAAAUUGGACGAUGCACAGACGAUCACAUCUUUGAGACAAAGACUGUUGGUGUUGGACAAAAUGUGACUCUAACAUGCACCCGCGAGAAAGUUCUAGCAAGCUUAUUUUGGAUCAGGCUGGUUUCUGGAACUUUUCCUGAAGUUAUUGGAGGAAUGAUAGCCAGUGACAUUGACAUUGUUAAGAAGAAUCGUCACAUGAAGGUCAAACAAGAGCCUGGAGCAUUUGUUCUGCAUAUAACUGAAGCACAAUCAAGCGAUACUGCCGUCUACUACUGUAUAAAAGUAACACAAAGCAAAAUGACAUUUUUGAAUGGAGUAUUUCUGAGAAUCAAAGGACCAGAACCUGAAAUCACUGCUGUCAUUCAAAACAUUUCAUCUGAUCCAGUCCGUCCAGGAGACUCAGUGACUCUGCAGUGUUCAGUCCUCUCUGACUCUGAGAAGAAAACAUGUCCAGAGGAACACAGCGUGAUCUGGUUCAGAGCCAGAUCUGAUGAAUCUCAUCCCAGUUUAAUUUAUGCUCAAAGAAACAAUAGUGAUGAAUGUGAGAAGAGUCCUGAAGAUCCAUCUGCACAGAAAUGUGUCUACAGCUUCUCAAAGAACGUCAGCUCCUCUGACUCUGGGACUUAUUACUGUGCUGUGGCCACAUGUGGGGAGAUAUUAUUUGGAAACGGAUCAAAACUGGAUAUUCAUGAUGUCAGCACCUGUGAUUCACAGGACAACAACACAGUUUUUUUUCUGGUGUGUGUUGCUGUGGUUAUAAGUCUAAUUGUUAUAGCCGUCCUUCUUUAUGCCAUCACGAAAAAAUCCUGCAAUUGUUGCAACGCUGCUGCCACUCUUCAGUCAAAUGCUGUAACCAAUUAUGGAAAUCAGCAAAGUCAGCAGAGAAAUGAGGACUCUUUGGUUUAUUGUACACCAAACUUUACAAGGAGGAAAGUCGGUAAAACAGAGAGAAGAAGUCAAAGAAUGGAAGAGACAACUUACACUGAUGUCAGGUCUUUUGCAGUGUAUGAAUGAUCUAAAUGAAGAAUAAAUGUGCUAAUCGAAGCUCAUAUAAUUUGUAUAUGACACACUGUUUGGGGAAUAUAUUGCUUUUGCAGCACUAGCAAUUGCAUUUCAAGACAUAAUAUUCCACAUAAUGUAACAAAAGUAUUUUGGAUAAACUAAAAGAUGUUUCAUGCAAAGAUUGAAUAAAAAUGUUUUGAAUUUUUA
Plectropomus leopardus (leopard coralgrouper) is the source of this 1250-nucleotide messenger RNA. RefSeq lists its product as uncharacterized. The record is from RefSeq and is a predicted model, not a curated record. Gene Ontology annotation, biological process: response to bacterium. NCBI's taxonomy places the organism in Eukaryota, Metazoa, Chordata, Actinopteri, Perciformes, Serranidae.